AUGAUUGCAUCAAAACUACACCUUAACAGCUUCCUACAUGGAGAAGACAUCACCGCCAGCUCUCUCCUGCUAACCGCACUCGCAUUCGCUGGCCUUGCUAGCAUCGCCUAUGUGAUCCUCACCGAAGCCUACCGCUCCAAAGUCCGUCUUCCCAACAUCCCAGGACCGACCGGCCUACCCAUCGUCGGGAACUUCUACCAACUCAAUCCUGACCCAGCAGAGACGCUGCAUCAAUGGAGCAAGAAGUAUGGCGGCGUCUACCAGAUUAUGCUCGGGACCAUGCCGGUUGUCGUCUUCUCGUCGAUGCAAGCCGCGAGAGAGGUGUUCAUCGGACAGGGCGGGAGUUUGAUCGAUAAGCCGAAGUUCUAUACCUUCCACUCAGUCUUAAGCUCAGUCGCGAGUUCUAUCGGCACGACACCAUGGAGCGAGUCGACGAAGCGGAGGAGGAAGACUGCUGCGACAGCGAUGAACAGGCCGGCGGUUGCCUCCUACUUGCCGUUCAUCGAUGAGCUGACGCGAGAUCUGAUCGCUGACCUGUGGAAGAAAGGCCAGGACGGAACGGUGGCCUUUGAUCCACGCCACAGCCUCUCCAGGACCAUUACUGAUCUCACACUUACCGUCAAUUACGGUGCUCGACUUCCCGACGACGACGCCUUGCUUGAAGAAAUUAUCGAUGUCGAGGACGGGCUGUCCAGAAUCAAAUGUCCGCUCGGAAGCUCUCAAGACUUCAUGCCGAUUAUGCGAUGGUCACCGUUCAACGAGAAGUCUGCUGUGGCCAAGGAGAUCAAUAGACGCCGCCUCAUCUUCCUGAACAAAUUUAGCAGCGAGUUGGAGGACAGAGUAGAGAAAGGAAUCGAGAAGCCGAGCAUCCAGAGCAACUGCUUGAAAGACCCAGACGUGAGAUUGGACAAGGUCGAUCUCCUGGGCAUCAGCAUGAGCAUGGUAUCCGGCGGCCUUGAUACAAUGGUGAACACGUUGGCCUGGUCCAUCGGCACCUUCGCACUUCGUCCCGAUAUUCAGGAGAAAGCAUACCAGGCCAUCUGCGACGUCUACGGCAAAGAAAGCUGGGGUCCCAUCGAAGACGAAACGGCAGUUCCUUAUGUCACCGCGCUGGUCAAAGAAUGCCUGCGCACUUUCUGCGUGCUCCGCCUGUCCCUGCCGCGAGCGACAUGGAAGGAUGUCCAGUACGGCGACAUUUUCAUCCCUAAAGGAACGACUGUAUUCCUGAAUGCAUGGGGCUGCAACAGAGACGAGAGCGUAUAUGGUCCGGAUGUCAAUGUCUUCAGGCCAGAGCGGUUCCUAGAAGAUCCAGAUCUACCACACGCAGCGUACGGCUUUGGGACGAGAAUGUGCGCUGGCUUCCAUCUCGCCAACAGGCAGUUGUACGUGAUGAUCUUGAGGCUCCUGUGGUCGUUCAAGAUCGAGUUGAGCAAGGAAGAUGCCGAUAACAACUGGCGGAUGCGGGCAUUGGAGGAUGUAACCGAGCCGUGGCAUCUGGCAGCCAUACCACCAAGCUACAAAGUCCGAUUCGUGUCCAGGAACGCAGGAGCUUUGAAGGAGAUGUUAGAGUGA
Molecule: messenger RNA, 1572 nt
Organism: Saxophila tyrrhenica
Lineage: Eukaryota; Fungi; Ascomycota; Dothideomycetes; Mycosphaerellales; Extremaceae
Exons: 3
Coding region: 1-1572 (523 amino acids)
Molecular function (GO): oxidoreductase activity, acting on paired donors, with incorporation or reduction of molecular oxygen; monooxygenase activity; iron ion binding
Source: RefSeq, a predicted model, not a curated record